Molecule: messenger RNA, 5624 nt
Organism: Callorhinchus milii (elephant shark)
Lineage: Eukaryota; Metazoa; Chordata; Chondrichthyes; Chimaeriformes; Callorhinchidae
Gene: canx
Product: calnexin
Exons: 15
Coding region: 61-1902 (613 amino acids)
Biological process (GO): protein folding
Cellular component (GO): endoplasmic reticulum; endoplasmic reticulum membrane
Molecular function (GO): calcium ion binding
Source: RefSeq, a predicted model, not a curated record
GAAAGGGGGCGGCGCGCGCACACCGGGUCACGUGAGGCGGCAGCGGCGGAGCAGCGGAAUAUGGAGCUGAAGCUGUGGCUGUUGGUGUUAUUGCUGGCGAUCGGGUCAGUUACUCUCCGUGCUGAAGAUGAUGAGGAUGACAUUGUUGAAGAUGAUGAUGAGACUGCAGUAGAAAGCGAACGAGAACCGGAGCCCAGCCCCCCUCCAGCUCCCAAGGUUACCUACAAAGCCCCUGUUCCAAGUGGAGAGGUGCAUUUUGCAGAAUCAUUUGAUAAGGGCACCCUGGAAGGUUGGGUUGUGUCGAGAGCGAAGAAGGAGGAUACAGAUGAAGAUAUUUCCAAAUACGAUGGGAAGUGGGAGGUGGAAGAAAUGCGUGAGACUAACCUUGCUGGGGAUAAAGGGCUGGUUCUCAAAUCUCGUGCUAAGCAUCAUGCUAUCGCUGGCAUACUGAAACGACCCUUCGUUUUUGACACCAAGCCACUAAUUUUACAGUAUGAAGUGAAUUUUCAGAAUGGAAUUGAAUGUGGUGGUGCCUACAUAAAGCUACUCUCAAAAACCAAAGAUUUAGUGCUGGAAAAAUUCUAUGACAAAACCCCAUAUACCAUCAUGUUUGGACCAGACAAAUGUGGUGAAGAUUACAAACUGCACUUCAUCUUCAGACACAAGAACCCCAAAACUGGCGAGUACGAGGAGAAACACGCAAAACGCCCAGACGUAGAUCUUAAAACCUAUUACUCGGAUAAGAAGACUCACCUCUAUACACUAGUGCUCAAUCCUGACAACUCGUUUCAGAUACUGAUAGAUCAAACAGUUGUUAACAGUGGAAACCUUCUGGAAGAUAUGACUCCUCCUAUUAACCCGGCACAAGAGAUUGAGGAUCCCGAUGAUCAGAAACCAGAAGACUGGGAUGAAAGGCCUAAAAUUGCUGACCCUGAUGCAGCGAAACCUGAUGACUGGGAUGAAGAUGCUCCUGCUAAGAUUCCAGAUGAAAAUGCCAUGAAGCCUGAAGGCUGGCUGGAUGAUGAGCCCGAGUAUAUUGCUGACCCCGAUGCAGAAAAACCAGAGGACUGGGAUGAGGAUAUGGAUGGUGAGUGGGAGGCUCCUCAGGUUUCGAAUACGAAGUGUGAAUCUGCUCCCGGAUGUGGGCAGUGGAAAGUGCCGAUGAUCGAUAAUCCAGAUUACAAGGGUAAAUGGAAGGCCCCAAUGAUCGACAAUACCAACUACCAGGGUGUCUGGAAACCAAGGAAGAUCCAGAAUCCAGACUAUUUUGAGGAUUUGCAUCCGUUCAAGAUGACACCCUUCAUUGCUGUUGGCUUGGAGCUGUGGUCCAUGUCAUCUGAUAUCUUCUUCGACAACUUCAUCAUCACCACUGACAAGGCAGUGGCUGACCAAUGGGGCAAUGAUGGUUGGGGUCUGAAGAAAACAGCUGAGGGCGCUGCUGAGCCUGGAGUAGUGGGACAGCUGAUGUCUGCAGCAGAGGAGCGUCCAUGGCUAUGGGUUAUAUACAUCCUGAUUGUAGCCCUCCCUGUGUUCCUGGUUAUUGUAUUCUGCUGUACUGGAAAGAAAGACGCUGCUGCUGAGUAUAAGAAGACAGAUGCACCACAGCCUGAUGUGAAAGAAGAGGAGGAAAAGGAAGAAGAGAAGAAAACAAAACUAGAGAAAACAGAAGAAGAAAAGCAGAGUGAUGUGGAAGACAACCCUGUAAAAGCAAAACAGGAGGGUGAUGAGGAGGAGGAGGGCAAGGAAGAAGAGGAUGCCGAGGAGGAGGAGGAGGAUGAGGACGAGGAGGAAGAGGAGGAUGAGAAGGGUCAAGGUGACGAGCGCAGUGAAGAGAAUAAAGAUGAUUCAUCACCAUCGCCAAGGAAUAGAAAACAAGGAAAGACUGCAGAAGCACCUCAGUAACAUCACCCAGUAAUGCUGAACUUUUAGGGAGACCACCAUGAAUGGAAAUAUAGGGAGCUGAAAUUCUACAGAAUUACAUGAAACUAGAUUGUGCACAAGAAAAAGAAACUCGCCACAUUGGCCAAACACUAUGUAGACCAGGUCAUUGUAAGUUUUGAGCAAGGACUGUAAUCUGAAUCGAAAUAUACUUUAAAAUGAGUUUCCUGCUUUUUGGUGAAAGUGCUAUACUGUUACAACCUUCAAAUCAAUUCCAGAUAUCUGCCAAAAUAUUUUCAGGCUUGCUAAAUAAAAUUUUAAAACAUUAACUGCCUAAUUAAGGCGAUGGAUGUAGUGCGGAACAGGCAUUUGUAUACUGUGUACAGACAAAAUCCCCAAAUGGCUCAACUGAAAAAUACAACAGAUCAAAAUUUCCGUGUGCAUAACAAAAAAAAUAGAAUGCCAUGUCACACAGAAGCAGAAAUUCUCCACUAUGUAAGAAUUUGAUGUAUGGGAGCAAUGAAGAAGCAAGAGUAGUUGGCUAUGCUUGUAUACCAUGCUUCAUUGCUUUGCAUUUACUCCUAAACCUUCCUGAGGAAACUUGCCAAGUGAAAGCUGAGAACAUUUGUUUCAGUUUUUGUGAUGCUGUGUAGUGUUAUUGGAGAUUAAUAAUCAGGUAGGCCAAAAAAGUUUUCCUUUCAAAACAAUUUAAGUAUUUUAAGACCAAUGUCUCUAGGACUGUACUUUCUUCUCUAAACAUUCUGCUUUUCCCCUUUGUGGCAAAAGUUUCACUAAAUUAUGCUUAAAGGAACUUUGCUUCGAUCUACAUUUACAUUUUUAGUAACACUUUGAAUUUUCUAACCAAUCCCACUAAUUUGAAACAUAAAUCACUGAAUUUAGCAGUUACAAUAGCUAAUAAAUAUAUGAUUAUGUAACAGUCACAAUGGUAAUUGGCCUAUCCCACCCUCACACAAAUGGUCUUUGAAUAAUUUUGUAUGUGUAUUGUGGACCUGAUUGGUCUUGUUAACAGAACAGACUAAACCCAACUUUUUUGCCUCUUAAAAAGUUAACGCUCUGAUCUCUGUCCUGCCUAUUGUAUUUUUUUCACUAACCAGGGAAAUCCAAUGCUGGUAUAAGAUUGAUAUCAAUGUUUUUACUUAGAACAAUUACUAUUGCUAUCAAAAUAGAGUGAAAAAUGGAAACCACGUAGAAAGUUAGUGUUUACAUAAUCUAGCAUUUCGAUUCUUUCAUGUUUCUCUAGUUUAAGGUAGUGAUCUCUGAAUGCAUUACACAUAAAUCUAUAAUUUUUCUAAAUAUAAAAAUCUCAUCCCCACCUCAUGGUUGGUUCACUUUUGUUUCCUGUAUUGUUACUUCAUUCAAACUGAAUGCAGGGCUAUUUUUACAUUAAGCACCUGUUUAUUUGCAGAUCUAUCUUUAGUAUUUUGUGUGUGUUUGAUCCUUGAUCGGCGAGUUGGAUAUCUGUGUAGACCUAGCUAGGAGUUUCUAAUUCCUACUGAGCACGCCCAGAAUUUUGGGAUACGUUUUGGACUUGUGUAAGUCUUGUCUAUCUAGUUGCUAUGAAGGAAAUGCUGCAGGUAAUAUCUGCAUUAUUUAACUGUUCAGCUGGUUUCCUGGCAUAGUUUAGAAUUUACACGAUACAAAAAUGCGUGAUUGGGAAUUAGAAAGCAUUUUUGCAGUGGGGUAAACUGUAUGGAAUUCAGAGGCCAUGAAAACCCUUCCAUUCUGCAGUCUCAGUACUAUCUGGAUGUUCUGGGUUGGGGAAUUUGGUUGAAUUUGAACCAUGUCAUUAUGGACCAAGAAAUGCUUGAUGGCACCAAUUACAAAGUGGAACAUUUUCUAGUACAGAUAUUGCUCACUGAUUGUCACACAAUGGUUCGAACAGUGUUUUUCUCAAUAACAUGGUGCACAGUUAAGAACUAUCAUUGCAGUACUGAUCACUAUAUAAGCAACUUAAUAUGAUUCUGCAAGUGAUCAACAAGCCAAUGAUUUGGUGGAAGUAUGCCUUUAGUAAUCGAGCUAUUCCAAGUGCAAGUCUUUACUUUUUCAGUUAUGAGUUGUGAAUCUUUCAAAUAGAAGUCUCCUCGAUGGUUUAUAUCUACAUUUUCUUGCAUUGUAUAGGAAAUUCCUAUCUUAGAUGAUUGCACACAGAGGUUAAACACUGAAGCAAAAUAGAAUGCACUGAAUGCAUAUAGUUUUUAGUAUUUAGCUUGAAUAUUUGCACAAAAUUCUAACCAAAUCCCAAAUGUAGACAUUUGUGUUCAUUCGAUGAAAGGUUUUAGUUUAUUUGGUCAGUGCUCGUUUUUCCCCACCCUCCAAAAAAAAUUGUGAAAUUGUUUAAGAAUCCUACUACAUUACUUAAACCAUUCCUACUGUUUAGGCACGGGGGUUGAGAAAGGCCAUUCCAUCAGUGGAAGUGCCAGAAUAAGUAAUCAAUGCAAAAUAUAGAAUCCCCACAGCAAGGAAAUUUUCUGUAACCAGUCAAUCUUGCACUGGGUUAUUGAAUUUAGAUUUUAACUGCUAUUGAACUAAAGUCAGACUCUUGUUACGUUUUAAAUCCAAAAAUGGUUGCAGAUCUUCACUCCCAGGUUAUAUUUUAAUUAUCAUUGUGUUCAAUUUUUCACUAAAUAAAUGAAGGCUAUUGAAAGUUACCAGUAUUGGUAAAUGUCCUUCUGACCGUAGUUGCAGAAAAAAAUGCUUAACUCCUUGCCCUGAAAAUUUGGUGUACUUAUACCAAUCUGAUUAUUUUUCUCAACAUUUCUGCUACAUGUUCUUAUGCACUGAAUUCAAGUUAUUUUUUUGCUACCAGUGUUCAAUCUGUUUUGCUGUGUAGGUUGUAUGAAAAGAUGCAUGAGAUUCCUAUGAUGCCCACCUUUUCCUUGAUUCUUCCAAGUAUGGAGCUUUAUAGUUUUGAUAAUUAUCUGCCAUAUAAAUGAAUGUAAUGGCAAAUGUACAUUUUUAAAAGUAAGUGAUGCAAUGCUUCUCAUCCCAAACCUAUAAAAGCCUAUAUUCUCUUCUUGAUUGCCAUCAGAGUACUUUCAAAAAUGACUGGGAGAACUAGUUUUGAAAUAUUACCUUGCAUAGAUCAGUGUGCUGGCAGCAUGAUGUAAUAUUAUAGUUCGGCAAAUGCUCGUCCAUGAACGUUCUGCUCUACUUUGAUCUGCAGGUGGCUGAAGUUCAUUGAAUGUGAUGAACAGUGUGGCCAAUUUAUUUUUUUCUCUCUGCUGUUAAGCUUUAUAAGCAGCUAGAUUUUGAAAAUUAGUAAAUUUGUCACAUAUUGGUAAGUAGGUUGGAGCAUUAAUCAGAGAUGGCUACACCCAAUGAUAACAGAAAUGAAAGUUGGGUUACUUGGCCUACUCAAAAUAGUGUUGAUGGCACUAACGUUUUACCAGAAAAUGCAUCUGAAUGAUUUCACAGUUCUUAACUGGAUGCUUGUGUAAAAACUACAGAUGAUUCUUAUCCAACAACUAUUGUAAACUUUUGCCUGUAAUUUUUAAAUACUGUAUUGAUGGUGUUAAAUGCUGUUUCUGUACUAGUGUACCAUAAAAGAAGAUUUCAGUUGUCAUUGUGCUCCUAAACUCUGUGCUGGUAUAUAACUUAUGAUGAAAAUUAAAAUAACAGCUCACUGUGUACUAUGCUGGUUAAUACAGUGUGCUUUUUCCAGUAUCUUGCUACUUCAAAGUAAUUCCAAGCAUCUAAAUAAAUGGAAAAAUCUGAAGAUAGAUAGA